CUCCUUCUGGUCUCCUGUCGGUCUGCGUCGAUGCGUGCUCUGGCGCGGCUCGGUCUCUUCGGUUCAAUCGCUCGACGUCCUAGCCCCGCACUUGCACUCUUUUGCCGCAACAUGACCACCGGACUCCCGCCAUCCCCCAUCCCGCUCUUUCCGACAGUCGCCUCGUAUAGGGUGUGGAGGAGGAAGGCGUUUGAUGAGAAGAAGAGUGUCGGAUUCGUCGCGACGAUGGGCGCGUUGCAUGAGGGGCAUCUGUCUCUCGUACGUCGCUCUCUCGCAGAGAACGACCUGACAGUCAUGUCCAUAUUUGUGAACCCAGCCCAGUUCGCGCCCCAUGAAGACCUCGCGACGUACCCCCGUACCCUCCCUCGAGACCUGGAACUGCUCACCGCGAUCUCCGUGGAUACGCCCUCCGGGCCGCGCUCCGCGUCCGCCGUCUUUGUGCCGACGGUGAGCGAGAUGUACCCCAGCGGCAUCACCCAGAGCGUAGCGGAGCAGAAGGGCACGUUCGUCGAGGUCAAAGGCUACGGGCACCAGAUGGAAGGCAGGACGCGCCCCAACUUCUUCCGCGGCGUCGCGACCGUCGUCACCAAGCUCUUCAACGUCAUCGAGCCGACGCGUACGUACUUUGGGCAGAAGGACAUCCAGCAGGCCCUUCUGCUUCGCCGGCUCACGCGCGACCUUCUGCUCUCACACCCGGAGCCGCAGAACCUCUUCAUCGUGCCGACAGCCCGCGACCCAAGCACCUCCCUGGCGCUCUCGUCGCGGAACGCCUACCUGUCCCCUCACGAGCGCGAACAUGCGGCGCCUGCGCUGUACGCCGCACUGCAGGCUGCACAGUCUGGGUGGGAGGCGAAUGCGUCGAAGGCGGACUGCGUCGCGCGUGCGGUGGCUGUGAUCGAGGAGACGCAACGCAAGCUUGGGGACUCGGCGGACAUACGCCUGGACUACGUCGACAUGAACGACCCGGAGUCGUUCGAUGUGCUCCCGGAUGGCACGUCUCGGGCUGAUUGGGAGGCAGACGUUGGCGGACGGCCUGUGAUUCUGAGUGGGGCAAUAUGGGUAGGGAAGACGAGGCUCAUCGACAAUAUUGUCCUAAGUAGGAGCGCAGCGUUUACUAAGCCUUGUUGAAUAAUAGUCAUAAUCUCAGGACGGUCUGCAAGUGCAGGGUGCGUGUACAUGGGGUCUAACGCGAUGAUUCAUUCUGCCUACCGUGAAGACUAUGUCGGGAGAUGCACGGACACCUUGACCAUGGCACGCCACGGCUACAUACUGUGAGUUAAAACCUUCAUGGUAGCGUUCAUGAUAGGACCCGUUCUGGCUGUUUUGGAUUCAAAAAUCACAUUUUCGAACUGC
Molecule: messenger RNA, 1353 nt
Organism: Dichomitus squalens LYAD-421 SS1
Lineage: Eukaryota; Fungi; Basidiomycota; Agaricomycetes; Polyporales; Polyporaceae
Product: Pantoate-beta-alanine ligase
Exons: 5
Coding region: 31-1128 (365 amino acids)
Biological process (GO): pantothenate biosynthetic process
Molecular function (GO): pantoate-beta-alanine ligase activity
Source: RefSeq, a predicted model, not a curated record